Morus notabilis is the source of this 1027-nucleotide messenger RNA. RefSeq names its product ATP synthase subunit b', chloroplastic. The record is from RefSeq and is a predicted model, not a curated record. Bases 197 to 832 code for a protein of 211 amino acids. The transcript has a single exon. Gene Ontology annotation, molecular function: proton transmembrane transporter activity. NCBI's taxonomy places the organism in Eukaryota, Viridiplantae, Streptophyta, Magnoliopsida, Rosales, Moraceae. Gene Ontology annotation, biological process: proton motive force-driven ATP synthesis.
CCACCACCACCCUCACAAAUUUGUGUGGCGAAGGAGGAGAUGAGAUAUCUCCUCUCUGUGAAAUCCCCAACACACACACACACACACACGGAGCUUGGAGACUUCUCCAAUUCCCAAAACAAUCAAAAUCAAACUCACAUACAUUCUCAAACCAGAAAGAAUUCGGAACAACUACUCGUCAUCACCAAAAACAGUCAUGGCUAACAUGAUCAUGGCCUCCUCCAAACCCCUCUCCCCUCCUUCCCUCUCAUCACCGGCCACUUCUCGCCCCAGAAUCUCCCUCCCCAAAUUCCCCAAAUUACCAAACACCCAACUACUCUCCCUCAAAUCCCUCUCUCUCGCCGCCACCGCCGCCGCCACCUCCCUCACCCUGGCGCCGCCGUCCCUGGCGGAGGAGAUCGAGAAGGCGGCGCUCUUCGACUUCAACCUCACACUCCCCAUAAUCAUGGUCCAGUUUCUGAUCCUCAUGGUGGCUCUGGACAAGAUCUACUUCACCCCGCUGGGGAAGUUCAUGGACGACAGGGACGCCGCCAUUAAAGAGAAGCUGAGCGGCGUGAAGGACACGUCGGGGGAGGUGAAGCAGCUGGAGGAGCAGGCGGCGGCGGUGAUGAGGGCGGCGAGGGCGGAGAUAUCGGCGGCGCUGAACAAGAUGAAGAAGGAGACGCAGGUGGAGGUGGAGAAGAAGCUGGCGGAGGGAAGGAAGAAGGUGGACGCGGAGCGUCAGGAGGCGCUGGCGCAGCUGGAGAAGCAGAAGGAGGACACCAUCAAGGCCCUCGAUUCUCAAAUCGACGCCCUCAGCCAGGACAUCGUCAAAAAGGUCCUUUCCCUCUGAUUCUUCUUUCCUUUUGUAUUUCUUCUUCUUUUUUUCUUUUUCUUUUUUUUAAAAAACUUUUAUAGUGAUGAUUUUUCAUGGGAGAUUCAUGGAAGUGAAAGCUUUAUAUUUGUAAUUUUGUAUGAUACCUUUUUUUGUGGGAUGAAUGAUAACUAUAAGCAUUGAUGUGUAAUAAUCGGGCAGUAUUUCUUUUUU